Molecule: messenger RNA, 9107 nt
Organism: Dinoponera quadriceps
Lineage: Eukaryota; Metazoa; Arthropoda; Insecta; Hymenoptera; Formicidae
Gene: sif
Product: protein still life, isoform SIF type 1
Exons: 30
Coding region: 55-6024 (1989 amino acids)
Biological process (GO): small GTPase-mediated signal transduction; activation of GTPase activity; positive regulation of axonogenesis
Cellular component (GO): synapse; membrane
Molecular function (GO): protein binding; guanyl-nucleotide exchange factor activity
Source: RefSeq, a predicted model, not a curated record
GUGGCGGUGGUGACGCAGAGCGGCGGGAUCUAAGCCGGAAUAAGAGCAGUUAGAAUGGGCAACAAGCUGUCCUGCAGUUGCGCACCCCUAAUCAGAAAGACGUAUCGCUACGAGGACUCCCCAUGGCAGGCCGGUGCCAGGGGCGGGAUGGGCGGCGGCGGAGGGCGCAGGGGUGACACUGGCCACUUGCUCAGGUGCGGAAGCUUAAGAGAGAGGAAGAGGCUGUGGGCCGAAGUGUUCCAUGUAAACUCGAGCGGCGCUGGAACAGUCAAGUGGCAGCAGGUGUCGGAGGAUCUGGUCCCGGUGAACAUCACCUGUAUACAGGACUCGCCGGAAUGCGUCUUCCAUAUCACCGCGUAUAACAGCCAGGUCGAUAAGAUCCUAGACGUGCGGUUGGUCCAGCCAGGUACGCGCAUCGGCCAGGCGUCGGAAUGCUUCGUCUACUGGAAGGACACGGUGACAAACGAUACGUGGGGGCUAAACUUCACGUCCCCCAUAGACGCCAAGCAAUUCAGAGAAUGCUGCUCACCAUCGUUCAAGAUUUCAAGGAAAGCGUCCUCUUCUUACUCGUUGAAGCUCGAGCCACCGAACAAGCAGAAGAUCAAAACGCGCCGAAAGCCUCAGUCGACACCGGCCUCGCCGAGCCGAUCCAGAGAACCGCAGUGCACUUGCAUGACGCCGGAACAGUUCGCUAGACUACGUAGCCAAGAUGCCAGAUAUCGAAAUUCAUGCGGGUCGUCUACGCUUCCACGGAUUGUGGCGCGGUCCACGGAAAUGGAGAUGACUCCGGGACGGGACAAAAUCACAGCAGCCACAUCAAGCGCGUCCCUCUACGACAAUGUGAACAAUCCUACCGCGACACCAGGGAAAACACCAAAGGCCGGCGACUCGGCCAAACAGAAGGAGAAGCAGAACGAGAUGUGUCAGACGACCCCGAAGACUGCCAACGUCGGAAUCGGUACCGUCACGGUGGGGUCGCAGAUCGACAGCCCCGAGGAGAAGAGCUCCUCGAUAUCGCCAAAGAAAUCUCAGAAGCAGAGCCAAGACACGUCCACUCAGCAGAACGGCACCGAGAUGCUCAAGUCGGAGGGCACUCAGGCGGGCGGCACCCUGCAGAGCAAGUCGCUGCGCAAGGAGCAGCUGCACCAUACCAAGUCGGCCGACUACACCGAGCUGGAGAUGCAAAACGGCAACAUCUUCAACAUCGUGAAUAACAACCACGGCGGGCACAAGUCGAAGAGCAAGAGCACCGACGACAUGCGCAUCGAGAACGCGCAGAACGGCGGCAUCAGCCUCGACUCGAACACCCUGAAGCGGAUGCUGAAGCCGAUGCCGAGCAUCGACAGCCCGGUCACGUCGCCGGAGAUGACGAGGAAGCGCCAUAGCCACCACAGCUACCACUACCAUCCGAGCAAUAACAAUCAGAAGUACGUCAUGCAGGAGGUCGACAACGAGAACUACGCGCACCCCUAUCGAGCGCCCUACAAUAACAAGUUCCAAGGAUCCAGGAGCGCCCACGACAUGAGUCGGCAAUACGCUGGCGGCAGAGGCAGGACGUACUUAGAUUCGGAACGUAAUCGGUGCACAGGUGACAUGUCGCCGCCCUCGGACAAUGUAAUCUUCGACAACCAGUGCUACGCUACCACGCCGAGCUCGUCCAACGGCAACUCCGACAUGGAGCAGUCGAACCACUGCAACUCACGCCGCUGCAACGGCGGCCAGACAUAUCAGCAGAGCAUGCAGUCGGUCUCGACGCCGGGCAGUCCGACCAGCCGGCUGCUGCUCGAAUACGAGAUGCACCUCAGGAACACCUUGGCCAAGGGCAUGGAUGCCGAGAGCUACAGUCUGCGCACCUUCGAGGCUCUGCUCACGCAGAGCAUGGAGAAUCUCGAAUACGCGGAAAACCUGCCGUUGAACGUCCAACGCACACCUCACGUUUCACGAAGACGUUCCAGUUCCAACAAGUCGUCGACCCUGCCGCUGUCGUAUCGCUACUGCAACGAGAGGCAGAACAGCAAGGACCGAGACGGCUAUUACAGCGACCGCAACGAGAUGGUGCGAGAGAAGAGAGAGCGAGACUCCGAUCGAGACCGCGGUUAUCUCAGCGACUACAACUCUAGAUGCGCCAGCUGCAUCGGGGAGUCCGCGCGCGCACAAUGGUUCCGGCAUUCCGACGGAUGGCAGUCCGGCAGCUCGACCCUCGGCUCCGGCGCUUCAAGUUCGAUAAAUCCAGGAUACUCGGGACACAAGAGAGACUCGCCCUGGGACUCUCUGCCGUCCCUGCGACACGAGGGCAGCCUCAACGACAGCGGCUACAAGUCCAACCGGACCGACUCUCUCGAACAAAGAGGUACUUUCGACAGACAGGACAGCGUCAGAUCCGACUACAUGUCCGACCGGGACAGCAAAUACGGAAUCGUUCAACAAGCCUCAUUGGAGAGCACCGACUCGAGGCUCUGCUACUUGACGUCUUCCGAGAUGUCGGACGACGAUAGGAUGUCACUCACCACCGCCGUCAGCGACGACGACGACGGCGAGAGUGUCAUAAAUUCGCCCUAUCGCGGCAAGCAGACCGGCACGGCCGCAGCUUCCUUCAACUGCACCGGUGCGGUUCGGAAGGCAGGAUUCCUCAGCGUGAAGAAGUGGUUGCUGCGCAAGAAGCACCAGAUCGAGCUGGCCAGGAAGAGAGGUUGGAAGGGUUACUGGGUCUGUCUGAAGGGCACCACGCUCCUCUUCUAUCCGUGCGACUCCCAGGAGAGCCGCGCCAUGGAGGCGGCACCGAAACACCUGAUCAUCGUCGACGGCGCGAUCAUGCAGCCCAUCCCCGAGCACCCCAAGAGGGACUACAUAUUUUGCCUCAGCACCGCGUUCGGGGACGCAUACCUGUUCCAGGCGCCGUGUCAAGUAGAGUUGGAGAACUGGGUGAACAGCAUUCAUUCGGCGUGCGCCGCCGCGUUCGCGCGCCAUCGCGGCAAGACCGGCACGCUGCAUCUGCUGCAGGAGGAGAUCAUCCGUCUGGAGAAGGCGAUCGAAUCGGACCACAAAAUGAAGCACAUGGCGGACCUUCAGCAAUCGGUGGUUUCCGACGUCGACACCAAGCAGCAAAUUAACAAUCAAAUCGUGCAGUGGGAGGAGAAUCUGGAACGGCUGCACUGCGAGCAAUUCCGCCUGCGGUGUUACAUGGCCAGUUUGCAGAGCGGCGAGCUGCCCAAUCCGAAGAGUCUACUGACGCACGUGUCUCGCGCCACGAAGCAGACACUGAACAAGCUCGGCGUGUUCACCGUCUCGUCCUUCCAUGCGUUCAUCUGCGCGCGUAGUCCAUCCUUGCUGAACAACCUGCUGGCGGGCCGCGGGGCGACCAAGAGGAGGCCGCCGCUUCUGUCGAGGUCGAACAGCGGCUCGAGCAGACGCUCGCUGCAGAUCUCGUCCAGGGACGAGGAGAAGAGCGUGAAGGUGUCCGUGCCGGAAAAUCAGCUCGUUUCGGUGUUCCUGCGCGACGCGAUGACCGUGGAGGAGUUCUUGGCGAGCGCGUGCACCAGGAAGAACCUCAACCCGAUGGAGCACUUCGUGCGCGUGAAGAAGCGCCGGGAUAUGGAGGACCACAACUACUUUGUGCCACAUAGGACUGAUUUGAUAGAAACAUAUUUGCAUACGCACGAAAUCGUGGAAGUCUGUGCCAAGAUUUUAUAUCAAGUGGAAUUGCAAAGAAACACUUUAGAGCAAAUGUGGGGCUUCUCCGUCGAGGCGGAGCUCAUAGAAAACUCCGACAGGCAGGACGAGCUCUGCUGCUACGUUAGUAGGGUGGAAGACAAGAGCGUCGCCAUGCAAAACGGAAUCAUUAAGGGCGACGAGAUUAUGGUAAUCAACGGCGCCAUCGUGAGCGACUUGGAUAUGAUGUACUUGGAGAGCGUUCUGCAGGAGGAGGUGGGUCUCUGUAUGAUGAUGCGAUCCUCCAGGACGGAGCCUCCGGAUCUCACGGGCAUUAUGCGAGUCACCGACGACAUAAUCGAGAGCUUGGUCUGCCCGCCGCCGCCCUCCGACCCGCCGGUCAUCAGCGAGGAAAUGAUCUCCGGUCUGAUUGUGCCGGCUCCCGGCUGGAGCAAGGAGAACAUUAUGCAAGAGUGCUCGUCGGGCGGCCACAUGGACAACAGCAAGCAGACCUCGCGUACGAAUUCCUUCGAGAUCGAGAACCUUCUGAAGACUGCCGAGCAAGUGACGGGGAUCUGUCGGUCGCCGGGUGAGACCCGGAAGUCCAGUCCCACCGGAAGCGUCGUCAGCUCCCAUUCACAGGCCCUCACACCGAGCCGGCAGCUUAGCGACGCUGAGAAGCUGAAGAAAGUGAUUUUAGAACUGAUUGAGACUGAACGGACUUACGUAAAGAAUUUAAAUAAUCUGCUGGAGAACUACCUGGAACCCCUUAAACGCGAGACCUUCCUGUCGAACGCGGAGAUCAACGCGUUGUUUGGUAAUAUUCAGGAGAUCGUCACGUUUCAACGACAGUUCCUGCAGAAUCUCGAUCACGCCAUCGAGAUGGAGGCCGAUUUCAACAGCUUUGACCAUCCGAGUCAAUUUAAGGGAGUCCUGUUUUCCAUUGGAAGUGCCUUCUUAUAUUACGUAAAUCACUUCAAGCUAUACAGCUCGUUUUGCGCCAGUCACUCGAAGGCUCAAAAAGUUUUACAUCCAAACGAGGGAAAUCAAGCUUUACAAGAGUUCCUGCAAGCGAGAAAUCCCCGGCAGCAACACUCGUCAACCUUAGAAUCGUACUUGAUAAAACCUAUACAAAGAAUACUCAAGUAUCCGUUGCUGCUACAGCAGCUUAGGAACCUCACCGACGAACGAAGCGAAGAACACCAACAUUUAAUCGAGGCGCUCAAAGGCAUGGAGAAGGUGGCGGAGCAUAUAAACGAGAUGCAGAGAAUCCACGAGGAAUACGGUGCUAUUUUCGACCACCUGUUCAGGCAACACCAGAAGUCCUGCAAACAGCCGAUCGACUUGAGCCCGGGCGAUCUUUUGUACUACGGCGGCGUCGAGUGGCUCAAUAUCUCCGACUUCCUCGGCAAGAUCAAGAAGGGUCUCGAGCUGCACGCGAUGUGCUUCGUGUUUAAGUCGGCUGUCGUGUUCCUGUGCAAGGAGAGGCUGAGGCAAAAGAAGAAACUCAUGGGUGUCUCGACCAAGGCUAACUCCAGCGAGGUGGAGAUCAUCCGUUACCAGGUGCUGAUCCCGGUGACGGAGGUCCAAGUCAGAGCCAGCUCGGCCAAGGACAUGGAGUCCCACUUCUUGUGGGAACUGAUUCAUCUGAGAAGUCAAUUACAGAGAAGAUCGGAGAAAGUAUACGUGCUGUCCAACAGCACGACGGAAUUUCGCAACGCGUUCCUCAAGACGAUCCGGCAGAUCAUCCGGGAGUCGGUGAGAAACAUGAGCAUACCUUCGACGAAGCAGAACCUGAGCCAAGCGCCGAUGUCGAUGGCGCCGCGCAUGUCGACUGGGCACGUGGAGAAGUUCGACAAGCAGGCCGGCCAGAACGGGAACGGCGCGACGAUGCCGACCGGCACGCUGUCGAAGAAGGCGGUGAAGCAGCAGCUAUUGGCCAGCUCGCACAAGCGGAAGUACAGCCAGUCCAAGCAGCCGGUGGAGCACGAGAGCUCGGAGGACAAGGACCAGGAGGAGCCGCCGGUCACCCAACAGCAAACGUUUCGCUCCAGGAGCAAAACCAUCAGCGACACUUCCGGCGAGGUAAAAGUCGAAAUGGAUUCGGGGACGAAGUCGGAAGGUGAGGAAGACUCGCAGGCUUUUUUAGGCGAGAAGAAGACGAAUCUCGGCCGCACACCUAAUCAUCUGACGCUGAGCACUACGUCUACUAUCUCGGCGGGGAGCACUGGCAGCCAGGCUAGAUUGAUCCAGUCCUCCCAUCAGCCCGAGAACUAUCAGCCCAUUACCGUCAAGGAACUCGGUUCACCGAUCUGGAAGCCACGGGAGCUACCCUCCCUGGGGGAGGCCACCACGUUGCCGCGCAAGGUUGAAUAAUAUCGAGGCUGACUCGCUAACGAGGUAAAAAUAUCGUUAAGUUCCGCCACGACAACAACAACAACAACAACCACCACCACCACCACCACCACUACCGUCACCACCGUCGUCACAACCACCACCAGCACCACAACUUACCAUCACCAACAUCACCACCACCACCAUCACCACGACCGCCGAGUGAGACACACGGAGAUAAAUGUCCGAUAAUUACGAUUGUCACGAUGCCGAUACGCGAUAUACACGCGCGUCCGCCGCCCACGCGGAGAUUCGCGAAGACUGCACUUUCUCCCUCCGCUCUCUUCCUCGUUUCGUCUUCCGGCGGGAACUACCCCGUGCGAGAGCUUAAGCGCGCUUGGUAUGUGUGGCUGUGUUCGCGCGUAUCUGUGUGUGUCCGUGCGUACGUGUGUGUUUGUCGAACGAGCCGACAGCGAGAAGUUCGAUCGGACUUGCACCUCGCCCCGCAGGAUCUAAUCGAGCUCGCGGAAUCGGCCCUCCCACCCUGUCCAAGGCUGAGCUGAAAAUGUGUCAGACGUGUAUCUAACGGGAGAGUAAUUAUAUUUUGCAGCGGCGAACGGCGGCUGGUGGGAGGACGACGCACGCGAAUUCGUGGAGAGAAUUUCGGCUCGCGAGUCUCGAUAUCGCGACCCCGAGACGAUUGUUAUCCCCUUUGUUGGAUAUUUAUUAGACUGUCCGAGCGAUCCCAAAACUGUAUUUGCUAAUGUUCGUAUCCGCUCGGUGUCGCCUCGCGAUCUCACCGUGUCUAACUUUAGAUAUCUCUACGUCCUCGUUCCACUGCACGGACUUUUUGUUCGUAAGGAGGAAGGUUAUCGCCUUCUUCGGCGGUUAAUAUAUAUUUUAUUCCAACGUUUGCGUGAGAGAAAGAAGGAUAGCGCACCUCACGGACGGAGAUAGACGAUGUCGGGCUCAUUGUUGGUAGUUUUGAUUUUGACAAUCAUAAAGCGGGCGACCUCGAGGAGGCGGGACAUCGGCGGACGGGUCGCUGGUUCUGAAACGAAUAAAUUAAGUAGAUCGUUAGUGAAUGUGAUCGCGGUCGGUCGCGAGAGAACCGUCGUCGGAACGAUGGGGAAUCUCGUUUACAAGAAUGCUCGGUUAACAGGCGGUGCAACCCCUUGUUUGUCUCAGACGCGAGUCGCAGUACGCCUCGUUUCUCUGUCGUCGUUUGACUUAUUUUCCGCGCGAUGAAAGGAAGUGCAGUCGGUUGCACCAAUCAACCCCAGUCGAUUAAAUUUGCACUUGCUGCUCCGGACAGUUACAAUCUAAUUAUAAGAUGGUUAUUAUUACAUAACGGUUAUUAUUGCGUAACACUGUCGCAAAUCUCUGUCUAACGUAUGUCUCUAAUACCGACGACUAGUGUACAAACUUCUCGCAAGUGCAAAUUUCCUUUCUCUGUUCUUUUUCUUUUAUUUUUCUUUUAUAAUGUUGGUAAUUCCUUUUUACUUGAUAUUACUAACGUUGUGCAAAGUUACGUCUCAGUGUUUCGCUUUAAAUAUUAUUGUAAAAGAAUUUUUAAGUACGAGACACGGCACUAAGAGCGUCGAAAAUUAGACAAGGGAAAAUUCGGAGGUAUCGUUUUAUAAAUAUGAAAAUUCCUGUACAUGACAUGAGUUAAAGUGAAUUCUACGCUGAAUUCAAGUCUAUGUAAUAAAAUGCUUCCUUGCGAUCGCAUUUAUAGAAAUACGUGUUGUAAGUAAAUGAGGGCCGCGCUGUAAGUAGUUGCGGACGCGCUACGUCAGACCCGCUUCCUCGUCCGAUCACGGCGCGUCUGCAUCUACUUCGAGCGCAGCAUUCACGACUCGUGUCCCGAAAAUACGACUUCGGAAAAUCAUUUCAUCGCAUACGGUUGAAUUUGACGUGAGAUUCUUUCUGAUUUCUGUCCGCGAAAAAUCUCGAUAUUCGUAGGAAAUAUAACGAGAGGUGAGAGUACAUUGAAAACAAAAAAAUAUAAAACUGUUGAAAAAUCCGGUUGCAUAGUUACAGAACAUAUCUUAAAUUCUCUCGUGGGGAUUUUUCUCCAUAUAUUUUACGAUUUCAAAGAUACUCUCUGUAAUCAACUACAUGGAAUCAGUUCAUUAACCUCAUCCGUAAAACGUGCCCUGAACGUCUUACUUUUCGCUUAUCUACAAUAUAUCCCAAGCUCGUCAAAAUUAGCGAAGGACGCUACCAGACUUUCCCUUUGUAAGAGAAGCUCGAUUAAGACGAGAUCGAGCGAUCGAGGUUAUUGGUGCAACGUGCAACUCGGGAGUCCCGGCGAGGAUGGGACUAAUCGUCGCCGAAACGAUCCUCUUCGAAUAUAUACAAUUUAACACCAUUCAGCGGUAUGUACCGUCGAUCUCACAACAGAUCGCCGGCUUACAGACCGCGAUCCGGUCCCCCCUCUCGAGAGUCUCCGGUGAUGAGAGGCUACGUUCACCAUCCUCUCGAUCCACUUCGCGUGGACGGCGGCGCGACAAUCCGGAGAUAAUCGAUAUCCUGUAUAUAAUGUAAUGAUAUUACUAUCGUCGCUAUAUACGUUACUGUCGAUCGCGAUCGAGCGCUCACGCUUUGCGUUGGUUCUCACCAUCCCUCCUACAUAUCCCCUCCCGUACACGCCCACAUACACACACACGCGCCACACAGAGACAUACAUGCACAACGCCACACUCCCAGCCCCACCUCCAUUUUUUUAUUGUAUGAAACCGUCGCGAUGCAUCAUUGACGAUCGCCGGAUGACAGUCAGGUAGCCGACGGACAGAGGCGGACUCAAGAUCCGUAUUAAAAUCGAAGAAGCGAGAAUAAGCACGUAUAUAGCGAGUAAGUUUUAGCUGACUAAAGAGAAUCAAUUAAGGUAAAACGAAAAAAAAAAUGUGUCGUAUGUAGAUAUAUACAUAUAUAUGUAUACGUACACGUGUGCGCGUAAGCGCGACGCUCGUGACGCGUGACAUCGCGCGUAUGCACGCGUGUACGCGGAAAAUAUAUAUGUAUACAUACAUUAUAUACAUACGGGAAUAUUAUGUGAGAGCGAGGGUGAGUUUGUGAAUUGCAUUGUACGUCGUCCACGGUCCCCCCCCCCCAAAAAAAAA